This is a messenger RNA of Brassica rapa (field mustard), 5945 nucleotides long. Its product is annotated as protein BREAST CANCER SUSCEPTIBILITY 2 homolog B. The record is from RefSeq and is a predicted model, not a curated record. Gene Ontology annotation, biological process: regulation of DNA-templated transcription; double-strand break repair via homologous recombination. NCBI's taxonomy places the organism in Eukaryota, Viridiplantae, Streptophyta, Magnoliopsida, Brassicales, Brassicaceae.
CAAGUCAGUGUUGUGAGUCAAACCUUUAUACUCAUCACUUGAUCAAGAGGUAAGUAUUUUGUAGAACGACCUGGUUUGCUCUUACUUAUUGCCUUCUAAUAACAAAAGCGGUAAAGCAUAAAACAUUUUUUCAUUUCUACUUGCUUUUAUUUACCGAUAUGCUGUGUGGAAAUAUUUUUCUGCAUUUCUUUCAGAGGAGUAUUCUCAAUUCAUAUUUACGAUAUGCAUAUGAGUAGUCAUCUCUGUGUUUCUUGCUGUACCGUCGCAAGAACUUGCGAGUCAGAGUUCAAUACAAUUCAGCUUAUUUAUGAAUAAUUUUUGUUAAAUUCUCUGAGUAUUAACUACGGGUCAUUUAUAAUGUUGUCCAGAAUUUGAGUGUCAUUUAUUAAGUGCGGCUUCUGAAAGUAUUUUACAUUGCUAUGGUUACUGUUUUUGCUUCCUUGGUUACAAAUAUGUUCUAUACUAAUUUAACUUUAUAUUGUACGCUGAUUUUUGUUUGAAACAUGUAAUAAUAAUUAACUUAAGAUACGCUUAGACUUAUACCGAUGAACCCAUCUGAAAUUUUAUAAGAAGAAUUAUGCUUACGACGAACCUUAGAGCAACUCUAACGGUGGGUUUUAACCAUGCAGUUGUUAAGUUAUAUUUUGGUGUAUGUAUAUAAAAGUAUAAUAAAAUUCUUGGAGACAAAACCAAUAAUAUCUUAUUUAACAUAUUAUUGAUUGGAUUUCCAAGAAUUUUAGUAUAGUAUUAAUUAAAUUAUUAUUAUUAUUUAUACAUACACUAAUAUGUAACUUAAGAACUCAAUUUUAAAAAACUAUAUUUGGAAGUGCUUUUAUAGGAUUGCGUAAAUUACUAUUUUAUAAAACCAAAGUCUUAUUGUUUUGUCAACAAAACUGUUUGUCGUAAAUAUUAUCUCUGGACAAAAAGAAAAGAGAACAAUAAUUUUCUUUAACUAAUGAUUAGAGGAGCAAGCUUUACAAGGAUGAAAAAAACUAAAUUUACCUACAUGAAAGCAAUGCUGAACCUUUCAAUUUUAUCUAUCAAAAGUUGAUCAAUUAAACUAAAAGAAAAGGGUACCAAUAGCCAUCAUUAAUUUUUUUUCUUUUUUUUCAACAUUCGAUGAUUAUUUUAAUCCUAACAUUAUUUUACAUUAAACAUAAUUUAGAAAAAAAAAAAUCACACAUAAUCUGCAGAGUACAUGGAUCUAAUAUGAUAUUCUACUUUAGCAUUUUCAUAGAAAACAAAGCAGCUCUAGUAUACCAUAAAAGUGCAUAAAUAACUAUUAUAUGAAUUUAUUAACAAAUGAGUGAUUACAAACAAAUUAGUUAAAUAGUAUUUUUUACUUUUAUAUAUUAAUAAUGAAUCAGAUAAUUUUUAGUAGUAUCUGGAAUAUGCGAUUCAAUUUUCAGUUUUUUUACCUCGUAAGUUGGAUGUGAGGUACUAAUAUAUGUUUCUGAUAUUUGAUACUUUAAACAUUUUGGUUAAUUGAAUCCAAAUAUAUCAGCUUAGUUUAAGUUUAGUACUGGUUUAGUUCAUGUGUCCAAAAUGUUUUCUUUCAGUAGUGUUUUAUUAAAAAAAAUUUUGACAGCUGUAGUGUUUUAUAAUUACCUGGUUCAGUUUGAUAUUUCUCAAUUAGAGUAGAUAUGGUUUGGGUGGUCUACCCAGGCUUUGAUACGGGUCCUUCCUUCCUUCCCCUAACGAUUCAGACUUUCACUUACUAGGAUUCGUGCCGUUUCAAUCUCACUAAAACGACGUGCAAGUCACUUGUCUCCAUGUUGAACGCUGUAUCGUCUCUCCCCCACAAAGCCGCCAUCGUACAAAGCGCCUCCGUUUUCAUUUUCCGGCCCCCAAAUCUUUUUAUACUUUCCCGCCUUGCCAGAAAUGUUAAAAUCGUUUCAUCAGCUGCUGCUAACACAAACCCUAAAACCGUAGAAUGUCGACGUGGCAGCUAUUACCCGAUUCAAGCGGCGACGGUUUCCGGUGGGAUGCAGCUGGCCGGAUUCUUCAGUCUGGCAAAUCCGAUUCUCCGCCGACCACAUCUCCCCCUCUACCUUCCAUGGCGGAUCUCUUGCUCCGAGGAUGCUCGAAACUUAUAGAACCAGAGGAAUCGAAGCCAACAAUGUUCACGACUGCUCUGGGCAAAUCUGUUGCUCUUAAAGACUCUUCGCUUUCCAGAGCCAAAUCGAUUUUAUCAGAUUCAGACGAUGUCGCUCUCUCCAGGGAGAGUGGGUUUGGUGUUCCCAACUCUUGUUUCCAGACUGCUUCUAACAAGAAGGUUAACGUGUCUUCUGCUGGUAUGGCAAGAGCCAAGGCAUUGUUAGGACUAGAAGAAGAAGAUGAUUUUAGUGUAUUCAAACACGUGAACCACCGUUUGCCUUCUUCCCACCAGCAACAUGGGUUAAGGACUCCUGAGACGUUUGGUGCUGAGCAUCGUUCUGUAACUCCAGGAGGACAUAAUGUAUCUGGGAAAAGAUGUGAAAUUUUGAGUUCAUCUCCAAAGGUUCCUCAAACAAAGUUUCAAACUGCUGGUGGGAGAUCAUUGUCAGUGUCAGUCGAAGCCUUGAAUCGUGCCAGAAGCCUUCUUGGGGACCCUGAGUUAGGGCCUUUCUUUGACGAUGUUGAUCACUUUGUUACACCCCAGAAAGAUAAAUGGAUAGGUGGUGAUAUUGCUCAUGAGAGCAACAAGCAUACAUCUAAUAGUUUCAUAUCUCCUCUUCAAUCUUCUUCAAAGCAAUUCAGAUCAGUCAAAUUGGAGGACGUAGCUUCCGGGGUUAAUUUGAUCAAGAAAUUUGAUGCGGCUGUUGAUGAGACACAUGGUAACACGCCUUUAGCAUCUGAUAAGGCAGUUACUAAUACCAUGGGAACCGGUUUCAUUCCAAGAUCUUCACAAUUUGGAAGGCAAGCUCACCAGCCACUUGUCGAUAUCACAAAUCGCAAUGAUAUAGCUCAUGCUAACAGUAACAAUAGACAAGAAAGUAGCCAAAAGAAAAGACUGGGAAAGACAGUCUCCGUUCCUCCUUUUAAAAGGCCGAGAACCUCCUCCUUUAAAACUCCUCUAAUGAAAAAUGACCAGCAUCCUUCAAAUGGCUUUUCUGUAGUAUCUUGUGAUACACAAUAUUCCAAUAGGGUGCUUUCUACAAGAACUGAAGAAAGGUCUCAAAGAAUAUAUAUCAAGGAUUAUUUUGGAAUGCGUCCAAGAGCUACGACCAAGAUGGCUGUGCCAGAACAUGUCAGACGAAUCAAAUCAAGUAAUGCAGAUAAAUAUGCAUUUGGUGAUGUCUCUUCUUCAAGUGUGGUGGGAGCUGAAACUUUUCAUCAGAUGUUGGCAGAAUCUGGUGCUUCCUUACAAUGUGCAUCUAGAGAGUGGGUCACCAAUCACUACAGGUGGAUAGUCUGGAAACUCGCAUGCUACGAGACAUACUACCCAGCCAAAUGCAGAGGAAACUUUCUGACAAUCACCAAUGUCCUCCAGGAACUAAGAUAUAGAUAUGAGAGAGAGGUCAAUCAUGGUCACUGCUCUGCAAUAAUGAGGAUUCUGAGUGGUGAUGCUCCAGCUUCUUCAAUGAUGGUGCUCUGCAUAUCUGCUAUUAAUCCAGAGACUCGAGAAACACAUGGUUCUGAUAGUGGCAACAAUGUGAAAAUAGAACUCACUGAUGGGUGGUACUCGAUAAAUGCUGCUCUGGAUGUCAUGCUGCGAAAACAGCUGAAUGCUGGAAAAUUGUUUAUUGGGCAGAAGCUUCGGAUUCUUGGGGCAGGACUUUCUGGCUGGAGUACCCCAACAUCACCUCUUGAGGCAGCGAUUUCGAAUACAAUCUAUUUGUUGUUGCAUAUUAAUGGGACAUACAGAGCUCACUGGGCGGACCGACUAGGAUUCUGUAAAGAAGUUGGUGUCCCUCUGGCUCUCAACUGUAUCAAGUGCAAUGGGGGCCCUGUGCCUAAAAUGUUAGCUGGAAUUACACGAAUAUACCCUAUCCUAUACAAGGAAAAGUUAGGUGAAAAGAAGUCAGUAGUUCGAUCAGAGAGGAUGGAAUGGAGAAUGAUCGAGCUGCAUAACCAGAGGCGCUCAGAUCUUAUAGAGGGUCUUAUAUGUGAGUACCAGGGAGGAAUCAAUGGUGUCGACAGCCAGAACGAUACUGACAGCAAAGGAGCCAAGCUCUUUAAGCUGUUAGAGUCUGCUGCUGAACCUGAUUUCCUAAUGGCAGAUAUGAGUAUGGAAGAGUUGAACUGUUUCAAUAGAUAUAAAGAAAAGUUUGAGGCGGCCAUGGAGAAAAAGAUGGAAAAAUCAGUUGCAAAAGCUCUGGAAGACGCUGGCUUAGGUGAAAGGGAUGUCACUCCAUUCAUGAGGAUUAGGCUUGUUGGACUGACGAGCUUAAGUUAUGAUGGACACCCAAAUCCAAAAGAAGCCAUUUUAACAAUCUGGAAUCCAACGGAGACACAGAGAACCGAGUUGACAGAGGGGAAAAUAUACGCAAUGAAGGGGCUGGUACCAAUGAACAUAGAUUCAGAAACACUGUACUUACAUGCCAAAGGAUCUAGCUCAAGAUUGCAGCCUUUGUCUCCAAAAGCUUCUGAAAGAUUUCAGCCCUUUUUCAACCCCCGUAAAUCGAUGUCAUUGUUGGAUCUUGGUGAAAUUCCUCUUGGAAGUGAAUUUGAUAUGGCGGCGUACGUUGUAUAUGUUGGAAAUGCGUACACGGAUGUUGACCAAAAGAAGCAGUGGGUGUUUGUUACAGAUGGAUCCUUACAAUAUUCAGAUUCAGGGAAAAUCGCAAACAGACUUCUCGCUAUAAGCUUCAGAACAUCAUCCAUGGAUGACCUCCACAGCCCCCUCAUUAGCCAUAAUCUUGUCGGAUCUGUGGUAGGGUUCUGCAAUCUAAUAAAAAGAGCCAAGGAUGUGGAAAACGAUAUGUGGGUUUGUGAGGCGAUGGAGAACUCGGACUACUUCUUAAACGCAGAUGCUGCUUGCCCUUCUCACCUUAAAACCAGCAGUGGCCAUAUCCAAAUAUGGGCUAACCUCUCUUUUUCUAAAUCCGUCCGUUCUCUUUCUAUUAUUUAUUAUAUAAUCUUUUACCAAAUGCAUAGAUGAUUUGGAUUCAGUCAUUCUUCUAAUAGCUGCUCUUGUUUUUUUUUUUUUUUCAGAUCAUCGACCAACUUCGGCAGAGAGCCCUACUUAUCGUCGGUGCUUGUUAAUAAUAUCAUGCACAAGGUGUAUUGCAUACAUAUAUUAUAUAUUUUGGGAUAGUUAAAGCCAAUUAGAUCCGUGAGUAACGAUAAACAUAAGGAUAUUUUUAGUCCCCGUACUUGGUAAUCUCCUCAAAGACAACAUUGUAAGAAAGGUGUCGUGUGUUUGUCAUUUGAACUUUGAGUCUCUCUUGGGGUAAAUUUAAUGAUUUAGGAUUCACCAAGUCCCACUAGAAUUUUGUUUUAAAUUUUUUUUUUUUAAUUAAACUCUACAAUAGUUGCUCUUAGUCAAAAUUACAUAUCUCCCAAACAAUUUUUUUAACUCAGAUUGAACUGAUAGCUGGACUGGGUUAAGCUGUAAAUUGGACAGAUAUCUUGGUUGGUGGUUGCAUAAAAUAGCGAGGUGGUCUAUUUUAUCUAAUUUAUUAAUUUAGAAUCCUAUUUUUAAUCUACUAUAAAGAAGUCAUAUUAAGAGCAUAAAUUAAUAACUUAACAACCUAACCUAAAUUUACUCAAAUAUAAUGUUUUUCUAACAGAAUACAAUAUACGUCUAAAUAAUUAUAUUCCAAAUAGAAGUCAUUAUUGGUAUACAUUGUACAAUUAUCAUUGGUAUUUAUAAAUGAAUAAUCAUUGUUAGAUGCUUAUGUCAGAUUUCUACCUAAUCUAUCUAUCUAUAUCUAUACUAAUAAAAUGGACUUUUUGAGGCUACAUAGAGUAUCCACAUCAGCAAAAAAAAACUUCUCCCGAAAGAUGACACAUAUCAUAAA